Messenger RNA from Diachasmimorpha longicaudata, 3386 nucleotides. Its product is annotated as UBX domain-containing protein 7. The record is from RefSeq and is a predicted model, not a curated record. Lineage: Eukaryota; Metazoa; Arthropoda; Insecta; Hymenoptera; Braconidae. The transcript is spliced from 7 exons. Gene Ontology annotation, biological process: proteasome-mediated ubiquitin-dependent protein catabolic process. Gene Ontology annotation, molecular function: ubiquitin binding. Bases 102 to 1424 code for a protein of 440 amino acids. Gene Ontology annotation, cellular component: nucleus.
AUGCACCUGCAACGCUGACAGUGCUCCAUAGAUUCGUCUCAAAAAAUUCUAGAUUUGUCCGUCUGUGAGGAUUUUCAGAAGUUUUUGGUUUCACUGCCAAGAUGGACCGAACUGCCAUUGAAAAGUUCAUCGAAAUUACAGGAGAAGGAGAAGCCAGUGCCAUCCAAUACCUCACCCUGGCCGACGGUAACGUUGAGAAUGCAAUCACCCUGUUAUUCGAAAGUGGUGGAGCACCCCUCGACGCAGCUCCUCCCCCGGAGGAGCCUGAGGUGCGUCCUCCAAUUCUCCCCACAAGGGAAGUACUGGUCCCCACCGAGGCUGUUUGCUCGUUCCCCCGAACCUCCUCUAAUGUCUUCGAUAGAUUUCGAGACUUUUCCGUUGAGAUUCGCAGACAAGAGGAGGAGAUGACGAGAAAGGUCAGCGGAAGCAAUCGCGCUGUGCACAGCAAAACCAAGAGGCUCGAGGAUCUGUUCAGGCCACCUUAUGAGAUACUCUUCAUGGGCUCCUUCGUCGAGGCGAGGGAGCAGGCGAAAACGAUAAAUCGUUGGCUCCUGGUUAACGUCCAAAAUCCACAAGAGUUCUCCUGCCAAAUAUUGAACAGAGACGUCUGGUCGAAUAAUCAGAUCAAGGAGAUCGUCAAGGAUCAUUUCAUCCUGUGGCAGGUACUUUCCAAUUCGUCUGAUGGAAAACGUUACAUAGAUUUCUAUAACGUAACGGAAUACCCCUACCUGGCGAUAGUGGACCCCAGAACCGGCGAAUGCCUGAAGUCCUACACCAGCAUUACAGUCGACGGCCUCCUCACGAGUCUAAAUGACAUGCUGAGUACCUACCCCUCACCAGAGUGCAGCUCCAAUUCUCCCAAAGUGGAGGAGUCCCAUUGCGAGCCCUCGUCCUCCAUAAAACGUAGUUCAAGAGCCGACUCCAUAAGCAAGGACUGUGGGAGGAGAAUUAAAAAAUCGAAGAAUGCGGAUAUUCCAACGUCUAGUGCAGCUUCGAGUAGUAGAACGGGUUUAGCCACUAGCUCCAGCACAGCGAUUCGGGGUAAACGAUCGAGAAUAGAAAUUGCUGAAGGAAUACCUGAGAUGAGCCACGCUGCGGAAGCUGUGGUUGUCGAAGAGAGUUCAACGAGUAAAAGUGUUCCAGAAUCGUCGACAAAGCCAGUAGAAGUUGCUGUGGAAAAUGGAGAGCCUUCUCUCAGACUGUGUCUGAGACUGCCCUCCGGAGGCAAGGAAGCAGUUUCCAUGUGCGCCAACGACACAAUAGAGGGUUUCAUAAAACGAAUGGAGGCCAUGGGCUACUCUCCCUCUGACCACACCUACCUGAUACCUUUCCCCAAGACCAACGUGGGUGCACUGCCAUCGCAAACUCUGCUGUCCGACACCAUCCUCUACCCCUCGAACACAGUAUUCAUCACUAAAGUUUAAUCUGUAGGUGUGCGUUUCUGUUUCUGAAAGAACGUGUGUGCAGCAGAGGUCGUGAAAUAAUUUUCGUAUCGAAAUUCCAAAAGCUGACACACUCCCAUUAAUCACAGCAAUGUUUUGCCCCCAAAAGCAGGCAAAUGCUGGAUGAUUGCAGAGUUAUGCGAAUCAUUUCGUCGAUACUUCCACUUAAUUAUCAUUACUACUCUGCACUUUUCCUCGGUAAUUGUGCUCCAGAUAGUCUGAUGUCUCGAUUCUCCCUGCUGUCCAGUGAUGGAGUGAUAGAACAGGACGAAACAAUUUUGGGGCAAGUUGAUGGGACUUGUGAUAUAAAAAAAAAUUGUCUCCUGUGAAUUAUCUCUGGACAGCGGAAACAAGAAUCAGUCUUCCUUCGUUACUCCAUGUUCGUAGAAAAUACUUUAUUCAUCUCAUACAAUCUCCAACAUUAAAGAUGCAAAUUUAACAUGAGAAAUUUUAUUCAAUAAAUCAUCAUUUUUACUAACAUUCCCUGAUGUUUCUCAGUGAAUUCAAUGGAAAUGUUCAAAUAAAAAAUAUGAAGAAAAUGACUGAGUCCAAUUGAUUAUUUAAACUCGUACAAAUAAUUUGCAUUUAUUUGGUAUAAUAAUUAAUUAUAAUAAGUAACAUCACAUAAUGAAUAAUAAUUUCAAUAAAAUGUGUACAACACAUUAAACAUUCGAUUCGUGCUAUGUACAUUCUGACAGUAAAUUCAAUAGUUAAUUGGAAAAACACAAAUUUAUAAACAUAACCUCAAAAAAAUAUUGUUCCAGGCUGGACUAAAGUUUUCACGCGAUUUUUCAAUAAAUUUGCCUGCAUUAGUAUCACUGUUAUCACAAUCUAUGGAUCAAUUGAAGCAUUAUUUGGAGCCAGAGUAUCUCAACUAACAGUGUCUCACCACGAACAGUUCUGCAUCAAGCAGCAGCGAAAAUAUGAACGAAAAUAUAAAUAUAAUUCUUGCAGGAAGUGAUAGACGAUUUUGUGUGCUUGAAGCUGAUUAAUGAUGUGGUUUUAGGGUGUUGCUCGGUUGAGCUCGUAAUCUAAUGCCGCUAACGUCGUCUGUACCAUGUGAAACCGAAAAAAAAGAGUGAAGUAAAAUAAUUAGAUUUGUGAGUGAUAGUUGAGAGAUCAAUAGUGAAGUGUUAGGAUUUAUCAAUAACAAAAUGGUAAAAUAAGAUGGGAAAUCAAUCUAUUUUGGAAUAUUUAAUUUAAUAAAACUAUUAAAUGUGGCAAUUCUACGUUUUUUUUGAUUCAUUAUUAUUUACCAUUAUUACUCAUCAUUUUACUCAAUUGUAAAAUCCCAAUUCUCAUUUUUACCACUUCACUAGUGGGUUAACGCAAUGGUAAUCAACUGCUUAAACCAUUUCAAUUUCUAUUACCUAAUCUGUCUUAUUUUUUCCUCGCCUCUCGUCAUCAUCAGAAUUAACUUCAUUUUCGUAUGAUUCAAGUUUUGUAAACAAUUGCGUUAACGAGUCGUCUGCAAAUGACCAAAAUAAUGACCAUUAAAUGAUAAAAAGCAGAAGUGAUUAAAAUUUCUUUAAGGUACAGCAGAUUGUCAGUAAUCGGUGAUUACAAAAAUAUUUUUCACUAGUUGAUUUAAAGCGUUAAAUAUUCUCUCGUUAAUGUCUAUGGCUCUUCAAGGGACUUAAUUAACGACAAAAGCAAUCAUAUGAGAUUGAUUAAGCUAUUAGUCUCAUAAAUAAAUACGUCAAAAAAUGGUGGAAUUAUUUUUCCACAAUUGUCGGAUUAUUUUUGGGCUGUCAAUAAUCUCAGUGAAAUAAAGUAAUGGUUUUUUGGCUAAUUCAGAAAUCUUUAUGCGAAGAGCUCUUGCUCCAUACCAAGCUGCUCCAAGAAGACACCCAUGGGAGUGCGUUUCAGUCCGAUUCCUUCGAUUUUGUUCACCACUUUGUUUUUGAUGCUUCUCAGUCUCAAGGAGGCGUGGAUGAAGGUCAC